Messenger RNA from Apiotrichum porosum, 1104 nucleotides. RefSeq lists its product as uncharacterized. The coding region runs from base 1 to 1104 and encodes 367 amino acids. Gene Ontology annotation, molecular function: calcium/calmodulin-dependent protein kinase activity; calmodulin binding; ATP binding. Gene Ontology annotation, biological process: cellular response to oxidative stress; protein phosphorylation. The transcript is spliced from 16 exons. The record is from RefSeq and is a predicted model, not a curated record. NCBI's taxonomy places the organism in Eukaryota, Fungi, Basidiomycota, Tremellomycetes, Trichosporonales, Trichosporonaceae.
AUGUCCAAGCAACCCGUCACCGUCCCCUGCCAGUACAAGACUGGCAAGACCCUUGGCAGCGGCACUUACGCCGUCGUCAAGGAAUGCGUCCACAUCAAGACUGGCCAGUACUAUGCGUGCAAGGUCCUCAACAAGAAGUUCCUUACCGGCCGCGAGCACAUGGUCCGCAAUGAAAUCAACAUUCUCAAGAAGGUCUCGGCUGGGCACCGCAACAUUGUUCAGCUCCAUGAUUUCUUCGAGACGAGCCACAACCUCUACCUCGUCUUCGACCUGUGCACUGGUGGCGAGCUCUUUGACCGCAUCUGCGCCCGUGGAUCGUACUACGAGAAGGACGCGGCCAACAUUGUCCGCACCAUUGUCGACGCCGUUCAAUACCUCCACGACCAGGGCAUUGUGCACCGUGACUUGAAACCCGAGAACAUUCUCUUCAAGUCCAAGGCUGAGGAUGCCGACCUCAUGCUUGCUGACUUUGGCCUGUCAAAGGUGCUCGACGAGGAGAACUUCUCGAUCCUUACCACAACCUGUGGCACCCCCGGUUACAUGGCCCCUGAGAUCUUCAAGAAGUCGGGCCACGGCAAGCCUGUGGACAUUUGGGCCAUUGGUGUCAUCACCUACUUCCUUCUUUGUGGCUACACCCCCUUCGACCGCGACUCGCAGUACGAGGAGAUGCAGGCCAUCUGCAACGGCGACUACAAGUUCGCCCCCGCCGAGUUCUGGAAGGACGUGUCGGAGACGGCCAAGGACUUUGUGCGCGCAUGCCUCACCAUUGACCCCACCAACCGCCCGACCGCGGCUCAGCUCCUGCAGCACCCCUGGCUCCAGGCCGCCACUGCUACGACCGUCCAGGCGACCGAGAUUCCCGCGGGCGAGGUCAACCUGCUGCCGAACGUCAAGAAGGCCUUCGACGCGAAGAAGACUUUCCGUCGCGCUGUGCUUGGUAUGAUGGCCGUGCACAGGCUAAAGGACAGCAGCGAGCAGCACGCCGGUGUCGCUCGCACUCCCGACGAGAACGAAAAGCUCAAGGAGGAGGUCGCCAAGUUCAAGGCCGAGGCCGAGCGGGAGGAUGUCCAGGACGUUCUUGCAGGCAGUGCCCAGGCAAUCUAA